AUGGGCAAACAAUUGUUUGUCCUCGGGGCCCUCUGCGGCCUCGCCCAGGUCCCCCUCGGCCUCGCCGACGUGCCCGACCGGGACUGCUUCGUCGGCUCGCCGCCGCUCUGCAACAACUCGCUCGCGUCGGACACGGCGUGCCGCGGCCUCGAGGUGACGACCAUUGACGGCUGGAAACGCAUGGACUGCGACUACGUCGUCUACAACGUGCCGACCGAGGCGCGCGACACCAAGAAAUGGAUCGUCAUCCACUCGGGCGGCUGCGACACCAACACGGGCGAGAUUGGCGACUUUUUCGCCGUCAGCCUCGGCCUCAACCUCUUUGGCCUGCGGCCCUGCGGCGGCUUCGCCGACAGCCUCUGCGCCUCGCGUCACGACUACAGCCAGUGCAACGCCUUUCACAUCUCCUGGUACAUGCCCCAGCUGCAUCCAACCUAUGCGCCCUACGGCAUCGGCUUCAACCCGCCCGCCCUCGUCGACAUCUUCCACACGCCCGACACGCACAUGAUCUUCCUGCACGAGUACGGGUCGACCAACGAGACGUACAACUGGUUCCCCGCCAACGGCUGCAACGCGACGAGCGCGCCCCUCUACAUGUGCCUCGCCGGCAUCGACCCCGACUACGACAGCAAGUUUGCCGCCAUCAAGCGGACGCUCGAGACGGCCUUUAGCCUCGCGCCGGGCUUCCCCUGCAAGCUCGAGGUCAUCAACACCAUGCCCUACUCGCAGCCGCAGGACGCGUCCGUGCCCUGCACCGGCAUCCUCCGCGAGUACAACGACCCGGCCAAGGUCGGCGGCGACGCAAAGGCCGCGUCCAACUGGGCCUGGGAGAUGCCGGGCUUCAUGACGCAGGCCAUCCAGCUCGCGACCGAGGUGGAUCCGAACGGGCCGCUCGUCGCCGCCUUUGGCCGGGCCAUCAACAUUGCGCUGUGCCAGACCUUUGACAACGCCAAGGCCCUGAGCUGCUGCGACGGCGACACGCUCAACUAG
Molecule: messenger RNA, 990 nt
Organism: Drechmeria coniospora
Lineage: Eukaryota; Fungi; Ascomycota; Sordariomycetes; Hypocreales; Ophiocordycipitaceae
Exons: 2
Coding region: 1-990 (329 amino acids)
Source: RefSeq, a predicted model, not a curated record